AUGACACCGGAACACGAAGACGAAAAUGAAAGCAUGGUUUUCCUGGUCGGGGCAGUGACGAUUCCGCUUUUUGGAGCCGCAAUUGACAAAGUGGGCCGAAAUCUUAUCUGGAUGUUGACCGGACUGUUUCUCUCUUUAGCCAGUCACCUUUUACUGACAUUCACAUUUGUAGAACCAUAUGCAUGCACGGUUUUAUUGGGACUCGGUUAUUCACUGGUUGUGACCACUUGGCAGCCGCUUGUGACGUAUGUUAUAGCGCCCAAUCAUCUUGGAACCGCAUUUGGCAUUGCGUUUACAAUAAACUCAGCGUGUCAGGCCGUGAACGCCUAUAUUACAGGCUACAUUGUAGAUAACAUGGGAUAUUUUGUGCUGGAGGUCUUCUUCAUUAUGUGCACCACUUGCUCGAUAUUAUUCACCUUAUUGCUGUAUUUGAAAGACGCAUCUUCAGCCCUGAUGCGUGAUCCGGGCUCUACUGGAAUGAAAUGGGGCUCUACCGGGAUGAACCGGGGCUCCACUGGGGACGACCGGGAUUAA
This is a messenger RNA of Dreissena polymorpha, 534 nucleotides long. RefSeq names its product major facilitator superfamily domain-containing protein 1-like. Gene Ontology annotation, cellular component: lysosome. Gene Ontology annotation, biological process: transmembrane transport. Gene Ontology annotation, molecular function: transmembrane transporter activity. Lineage: Eukaryota; Metazoa; Mollusca; Bivalvia; Myida; Dreissenidae. Bases 1 to 534 code for a protein of 177 amino acids. The record is from RefSeq and is a predicted model, not a curated record. The transcript has 6 exons.